Molecule: messenger RNA, 954 nt
Organism: Trypanosoma rangeli
Lineage: Eukaryota; Euglenozoa; Kinetoplastea; Trypanosomatida; Trypanosomatidae
Exons: 1
Coding region: 1-954 (317 amino acids)
Biological process (GO): regulation of peroxisome size; peroxisome fission
Cellular component (GO): peroxisomal membrane
Source: RefSeq, a predicted model, not a curated record
AUGCGGAGUGACGCCCUUCGUGUUUUGGGAAGAAGUCCCUUUGAGAACAUAGCGCCCAAGACGCGCCUGAGGCAACUGUUGCAAACUCAUCAGGGUCGAGAUAAACUGUUUAAGGUGGUGCAAUAUUUUCUUAGGUUAAGACUCUCGAUGGAUUCGGUGAAUUUCAACCUCAACUAUGUUCCGGGUGCAAAGUUCACUGCCGUCGAACGAAACUUGAUGACCAUUGUGAACGCCCGAAGGCUGUUUCGUGUGGGGCGCUUUGUUGGAGAAUUUGUCAGAAUGCGGUUGACGUUGAUCAAGUGCGCCGAACUUGUGUACAUUCCGGUUCAGGGUGGACAGUGGCUUGCCUCUUUCAUUCAAUGGCAGAUGCUGUGCGAUAUGUUUGCUCGAGCCCUUAUGUGUGUAAAGUCCUUGUGCGAAGAUAUCGCCUUUCUCACACAAAAAGGUUUUUUUAACAGCCAAGUAGCGGACCAGCUUAUUAGUGUGGCCGUUCGGUGUACGCUUCCAGUUUUUUUAAUUGAUCUCUUUCUAAACACACUCCGGUUAUUCCAGGGAAUUCUUGAUGCGUCACGGAAGUCGGAUAAAAAAGAACUUUUGCUUUCAAAAGAUUCCUUUUCGCUCUUGUCAAAGUACGACCGUGUGGAUAAGCUGCGGCGAUGUAUGAGCAGGCCCAACCCUCUGGAUAAGGGCCAAGUGGAUGAUGCAGAAGAGGAGGAGCUACGAACGGCAGAAGCGGCACAAGAAAAUGAGAUUGUGGUGAGCUCCUAUCAAGAGUUGCUCUGGAAGGAUUUUGAGUUACACUGGGUUUUUGUUACGGAGCUAAAGUUGCUUCUUGACCUUUUUGUAGCCUUGUCGAAUCUGAACCACUGGGAUAGUCUUCGGGGCCUGGUUAGUAUGGGAGGCCUAUGUUCGGGGCUUUUGUCUGUCUACAGAGUCUGGACCUAUGGACGUUGA